Colletotrichum destructivum is the source of this 1580-nucleotide messenger RNA. RefSeq lists its product as uncharacterized. NCBI's taxonomy places the organism in Eukaryota, Fungi, Ascomycota, Sordariomycetes, Glomerellales, Glomerellaceae. The transcript has a single exon. The coding region runs from base 798 to 1547 and encodes 249 amino acids. The record is from RefSeq and is a predicted model, not a curated record.
UCUUCUUCUCUCUCUCUCUUGCUCCCCUUUCUCUCCUUUCCCUAUCAAGUACCACACAGGGCGCCCUGUCCUUUUCCCAACGUCAAGCGGCAGCAUGGGGGAGGCGGGGGGGAAACAAGGGACCAUUUCCCACCCUGCCUACCUUACUUACCUGCCUACUUACCUACACUACAUAAAAUACCCUACAAUGCCAGCACACUGUCCAGAUGAGUAUAUUAAACCCAGUCGUCGUCCCAUUCUUUGCGUGCAUGUUCAAUCACUCAUCGACGUCCCCCUCGCCUGUCCUCUCCCAUUCUAUAACAGAUCCUGGGCCGAGUACCCUUAUUCAGUUGGGUGCUGUCAUUGCUUCUUCGACUCCAUCUCUAUGCAGGUCGGGCUCCGCAUGUGGUUCUGCUCCUCCUUCUCCUCCCCUCCCCGUCCCGCAUGUCUUCCUUGCUUGAUCAGCGUCAGUCCUGUGCCUCCAACCGCACCUCGUUCAAAUUCUCUGCCAGCCUCCGCGUCGGCACAGAGACAGAAGACGCACAUCGCGACCGCAAGCCGCAGCCUCAUCGGACGACGUGUUAUUAGACACUCCCAUUGAUCGGGUUGUAUUGCCCCGCUGCUCUGCCGUCUUCUGUCUUCUCUCGACCGGCGCUACCCACCACUCUACAUCUCUCUGCCUGGCCACCACUGCUUACCGCCCGUUGUCCCUUGUCUGAUACUCUCGGAACGCGCAGGCUGUCUGUCAGCUCGCACCCAACACCUAGCAUCCAGCAUCCGCACUGGGCACGGUCUCUGCCUUCCUCCCCGGAGGACUGAUGGCAUACCAUCACUCGAGCGGUUCUUCCGCUGCCUCGGGCUUCGAGUAUGCGCAGGUAGGCCACUCUUUCGCCUGUCGUCCGGGUGCCCCUCAGCUCAACGGCCCUCCCUUCCAGCCGUUUCAAGAAUCACAGUUCGACAUUUUCGAGUGGUAUCCCAAGUUCCAGUCGUGUCUGCGCUAUUUCCUGGACCACGCUCAGUACAGCGGGCCCAUCCAGGCCGUGGCCGCCUUUGUCAACAUCCAGCUCCCGUUCCAAAAGACCCACAACCCGGUCUUGUCUUCAAAACACACCGGCCCCAGCUCUCCUGCCGGUCCCGGUCCCUCGACGCCGUCUACGGCUCGCGCUGCUGGGAAGAUGCCGUUUGGUGCUCAGGUGCCGUCAUCGACCCAUUCGACGUUGACGCCUUACAUUCGCCGUCUGGUGGUCACCGGUUUCGACUACCCCGCCGUGUUACACGGUUUCUUCGGCGACGACUGGGUUGGGGGCAUCGGCCCCAUGCACGAGGCAGAGCGCCGCAACUUCUUGUUUGCCGCCAAAAGCGAGACGUGGCUCAAGGUCAAGUCCCACUACGACAUGGACGGCGAGCAGCAGGUUCCUUUUCUUCGGCCCCUGUCGAACGUGACCGAAAAGGAGAUCCAGAGCGCCGAAACCCAGUGGAGUGAGUGGCUCGCCAUGCAGGAUUGGAUGCUGGGACCGCGGGCUCCGGAACAGGAACCGAGGAUCAAGCAGGAGGAUGACCAGACGUGAGGCCGGCCAAGAUACCUCGACUCGCGUGACGCU